Chara braunii is the source of this 2932-nucleotide messenger RNA. The record is from the annotation of a GenBank genome assembly. NCBI's taxonomy places the organism in Eukaryota, Viridiplantae, Streptophyta, Charophyceae, Charales, Characeae.
ACGGGGAAACUCUGAGACAGCAACUUCGUUGUCGUGCCAUGGCAAUGGCUGGUUUGGGCCCCUUCGACGCGUCGCUCGUGGCCGGGGGCCACUUGCCUGAAUCCAGACAGGAGUUUGGUGGUGUCGUCUCGUCUGUCGUUGCUGGGAGCGAAGAAGGUCCUGCAAGCACUGUGCGGCGUGCUUCGUUGGACCCCUCAGCAUUUGCUGACACGCUUGGCGGUGCUGCGGCUGUCACUCCAACGCACACGCCGCUGGCAAUGAACCAGCGUGAAGGCGAAGUUACACCGCCUGCUAGCUUACGUUUUACCUUGCCAGACGAAGUGUUGUCAAUUGAGAGGAGGGCGGCUUCUGUCAGGACCCACAGCGCUCCUGUGGUGCAGGAAGCACGCCGACUCUCCGUCAUCGAGCAAUGCAUCCUGGACAACGAGAAUGGAACCAAUGUUGGAGGUGACAUGUUUACAGGUGCAGGUCCGCCUCCGUCUGGCACACGAAACACUGUUCCGCCACGCGAACAGCCUGCACCAAGUGUGACACAGGCAGCUGAACGCCUUCCAAGUGCGGCCGAAGACUCACAUGCGACUGUGACGGACAACGCCAGGGCUCCUUCUGCACAGAAAAACACAGACCGUUGGGGAGAGGACGAGACAACAGAGCUGUGCAAGAUCCGCUGCGAGUUGAAGACUUCCAUGGGGACCGACACGGAGGCAUUGAGAAGGGCUCAUAUGAAACAGAACUUUUGGCCAGAAACCAGUGCAAAAACAAGUUCCACUAUGUCUUCACGUGCUCAUGAGAGGUGGUCGGGGAGGCCCAGCUACUGGGACAUGAACAGCUCACAGCGAAAGACCCACAAACUGGACUUCCUUAUGCGGCGCGCGUGGUACGACAUCAUCAAUCCUAUUGAAGAUGAUACGGAGAUCAUCAAUCUAGAUCACUUGCAUGAUUCUGGAGCACGUGUGGAGAAUGCAGCUGGUGACGAUGAUCAACCUGCAGACACUGCGGGGGACUCGACUGCGAUGGGUGUUAAAGGUGGUCGUUCACGUAGUGGUGGUGUUGACGGUCCACAGUGUGAAGGCAGUGGGAGUGGUGCUGGUUUGCCGUCCGCAGGCGGCCAGUCUUCUGCAUUCCAGCCAACGUUGGGCAAACGCAAGCGUGCCAACAGUUCUGCAAGGGAACAGAGCAUGCUUGCUGUCACAGGGGCCAUGAGAGAUCACACCAGUGCACAAGUGAAGUCGGACAGAGAGUGUACGCGGAUGACAUGUGAUGCCAUGGAUCGGGCGAAUGAUGUAAUGCGGGAGGACAUACAGGCACGUGCGAAGGAAACGAGGCGGUACGCGAAGAAGAUGGAGAAGGGGUACCAUGUCUUGGCUGACGCCAUCAGGAGUUUACGACAGGAGAGGAGAAGAGGAGAGGAGAGGAGAGAACAAAAGAGGAGAGACGAGAAGAGAAGAGGAGAGAUGAGAAGAGAAGAGAAGAGGAGAGGAGAGGAGAGAAGAGGAGAGAAGAGAAGAGAGGAGAGGAGAGGAGAGAAAAGAAGAGGAGGAGAGAAGAGAAGAGAGGAGAAGAGAAGAGGAGGAGAAGAGAAGAGAAGAGGAGAUGAGGAGAGGAGAGAAGGGGAGGAGAGAAGAGGAGAGACGAGAAGAGAAGAGAUGAGGAGAGGAGAGGAGAUGAGGAGAGGAGAGGAGGAGAGGAGAGGAGGAGAGGAGGAGAGGAGAGGAGGAGAAGAGAGGAGGAGGAGGGGAGGAGAAGAGGAGAGACGAGAAGAGGAGAGACAAGAAGAGAAGAGACGAGGAGAGGAAAGGAGAGAAGAGGAGAGGAGAGGAGAGGAGAGGAGAGAAGAGGAGAGAAGAGAAGAGAAGAGAAGAGAAGAGGAGGAGAGAAGAGGAGAAGAAAACAGAAGAGAAGAGGAGAGGAGAGAAGAGGAGAAAAGAGGAGAGGAGAAAAGAGGAGAGGAGAAAAGAGAAGAGGAGAAGAGCGAAGAGAGAAGAGAAAAAAGAAAAGAGAAAAGAGGAAGAGAGAAGCGAAGAGAAGGAGAAAAAGGAGAAGAAAUGAAGCAGAGGAGGGGAAGUGGAGAAAGAACGUGACAAAAGCUGAAGAAAACAUGAAGAGAGUCAUGAGGAAGGAGAAGACGGAGAAGAAACGGGGCAGAGCAGGACACGAGGAGGAAGAAAGAGAAAGAGAAGCUGCCGAUAAAGUGAAGAGGGCACAAACAAGAAGCACCGCAAACACAGUGUGCACGAUGUUCAGGUUACAUGCACCCUCCAAGAAAAAAGACUUGCCAGAAAAUCAGAGGUUGCAAGAAUAACACUCGCAGUGAAGCUCUUCAAGCACGAUGACACUUUACAAGUGUUGGGGCAGCCUCCGCUUGACUGGAGUUCAGACUCUGUCCGUGUGGGACCAUCAAGGCCAGAGUGUAGACACCAAUUUACCAGAUCCGAGCCCAAGCUUAACACACAUGGAAGAACUGCACAGCACUCACAGCACUCCAACCAAAACGUGUCGUGUGAUCCAUAUCACCACAGGCACCCCUUCCCCCCUGUAAAGGACAGUAUAUCGCAGAAGAGAUAACAAUUGAUAAGAUACUAUUUUCUGCAUCACCUUCUUCUCGCCCAGCUUGAGACAAAACAAAUGCCAAAGUUCAAACUAUACCCAGAGUUUUAAAAUUAGUCUGAAGAAGUUUCACUGUCACAGAAACUUUCGCCAUCCAAAGUUAGACACCCAAGUUCGAAACACUAGAGUGGGAGUGUGACAAAAAGAGCCUAAAGUUCGAAACACUAGAGUGGGAGUGUGACAAAAAGAGCCUAGAGUUUGAAACACUAGAGUGGGAGUGUCACAAAAAAAGCCUAGAGUUUGAAACUCUAGAGUAGGAGUGUGACUAAAAGAGUCUAGAGUUUGAAACACUAGAGUGGGAGUGUAACAAAAAGAGCCUAGAGUU